Messenger RNA from Lactuca sativa (garden lettuce), 1510 nucleotides. It is a transcript of the gene AMI1, whose product is annotated as amidase 1. Lineage: Eukaryota; Viridiplantae; Streptophyta; Magnoliopsida; Asterales; Asteraceae. The record is from RefSeq and is a predicted model, not a curated record.
ACUCCUAAUCCUCUAUUUUAUCUUCUCCAACUGAAAAAUUUACGCAUACACAGACGAUAACAUGGCAGUGAGCUCCGAUUACGGAGCGUUCAUGGAGAAAUUUAUUCUCCCGCCGUUGCCAACAACUUCUCCGGCGCAGCUCCCCUUGAAUCGCCUCACUUUUGCUGUCAAAGACAUAUUUGACAUGGAUGGAUACGUGAGUGGAUUUGGGAAUCCAGAUUGGUUGAAGACUCAUUCUGCUGCAACCUCCACAGCUCCUGCUGUUUUGGCCAUGUUGAAUGCAGGUGCCACAUGUAUUGGAAGAACUGCCAUGGAUGAAAUGGCUUACAGCAUAAAUGGAGAAAAUAUACAUUACGGUACACCCCUUAAUCCAUGUGCACCAGAUCGUGUUCCUGGUGGAUCUUCAAGUGGCUCUGCUGUAGCAGUUAGUGCCAAACUUGCUGAUUUCUCUUUAGGCACUGACACAGGUGGAAGUGUAAGAGUUCCUGGAUCAUACUGUGGAAUCUUUGGGUUUCGUCCAUCUCAUGGAAUUGUUUCCACUGAAGGAGUUAUUCCCAUGGCACAGAGUUUUGAUACUGUUGGAUGGUUUUCUAGGGAUCCUGGGACUUUAAACCAUGUUGGGAAGAUAUUAUUAGGGUUACCAAAUGAAAAACUUGUGCACCCUAAUAAAGUCUUAAUUGCUGAAGAUUGUUUCAAGCUUCUUAGUAUUCCAACCACACGUGUGACCAAAGUCGUUGCUACAUCAAUCGAGAAGUUAUUCGGAGGUGAUAUUUUACAGUCUAUUAACCUUGGAGACAUUAUCGAAAGCAAAGUUCCAAGUCUGAAGCACUUCAUGCAGAAUGAUAUUACAGAAAACAAAGAAUUCAGCAUUAAAUCUUUGGUUGCUCUUUCUACUUCCAUGCGAUUGCUUCAAAGAUUUGAAUUCAAGAAGAACCAUGGUGAGUGGGUAACCACAGUUAAACCUAACUUGGGUCCAGGUAUAUCAGAGAGGGUAUUUGAUGCUCUUAACACAUCAGAACAAGACAUAGGCCCCUUUGACUCCAUUAAGACCCAACUACAAGAAGCUCUCUCUUCUCUCUUAGGGGAAAAUGGGAUAAUUGUUUUCCCUACUGUUCCUGGACCUCCACCUAAAUUGCAAACAGAGACAACUUCAUUGGAGACUUUUCGUGCCAGGGCAUUCAGCUUGCUGUCUAUAGCUGGAGUAUCUGGAUUCUGCCAGGUGACAAUUCCACUAGGGAAAUAUGAGGAUCUUCCUGUGUCUGUUUCUAUGUUGGCUAACCAUGGUUCAGAUGGGUUCCUACUAAAUCUUGUUGAAACCAUUUAUGACACUUUGAAAGAACAAGUUUCCAUUGCUGAGAAAGUGAAUUACUAGAUUCAGAAGGCUAAAUGUAAUUGAUAAGUUGAAAUUGCUUGAUAUGUAUGAAUAUAUGUGUAGAUACACAGUUAUAUGUAUAUGAAAGCAGCAAGUAAGAGUAAAAUACAAGUAUGGAUCUACUCUAUUACAGAAUUA